AUGUCGCUUCUGCAACUCCCCGCUAAGCUCUCAUCACCAUUCUUCACCGGCAAUGGAAUCAGCCUCAACCGUUUCUCAAACGCCACUUCCUCAGCCCAAACCCAAACCCAUUAUCUUCCGGUACCGGCAAUCAAAGCCCUGAAAACAAUUGAAGGAAAGGUCGUAUGCACCACCAACAACAAGACGGUUGCGGUGGAGGUUACCCGUUUAGCACCUCAUCCGAAAUACAAAAAGCGAAUCAGGAUAAAGAAGAAGUAUCAGGCUCAUGAUCCGGAAAACGUCUUCAAAGUCGGUGAUAUGGUUCAGCUUCUUAAAAUUAGACCGAUUAGCAAGAAAAAGAGCUUUCUCGCUGUUCCUGCUCCUACUAGGAAAACAAACAAUGCUGGUUCGUCCGGUGAGCUUGACAUUCCGCUUCAGUCUCAGCAAGAGGAAAAGAAACAGGCUCAGGAUUAG
Molecule: messenger RNA, 453 nt
Organism: Lathyrus sativus (Indian pea)
Lineage: Eukaryota; Viridiplantae; Streptophyta; Magnoliopsida; Fabales; Fabaceae
Source: the annotation of a GenBank genome assembly